Messenger RNA from Neocloeon triangulifer, 1766 nucleotides. RefSeq names its product NEDD8-activating enzyme E1 regulatory subunit (gene APP-BP1). The record is from RefSeq and is a predicted model, not a curated record. Gene Ontology annotation, molecular function: NEDD8 activating enzyme activity; ubiquitin activating enzyme activity. Lineage: Eukaryota; Metazoa; Arthropoda; Insecta; Ephemeroptera; Baetidae. Gene Ontology annotation, cellular component: cytoplasm; nucleus. Bases 40 to 1659 code for a protein of 539 amino acids. Gene Ontology annotation, biological process: protein ubiquitination; DNA damage response; ubiquitin-dependent protein catabolic process. The transcript has 10 exons.
GCCAAGCGGGUAAUUUUAAAUUUUUUACUUGAGGGAAACAUGGCGUCGCCUAGCCCGAAAUCGCCGGAGCAAUCGGACAAAAGCAAGAAAUAUGAUAGGCAAAUCAGAUUAUGGGGGGAACACGGGCAGUCAAGACUGGACUCAUGUCACGUGUGUCUUGUCAAUGCAACAACUUUGGGCACAGAAAUCAUGAAAUCUUUGGUCCUGCCCGGCAUCGGAGCCUUCACCAUCGUCGAUGGUCACACCAUCAGUGAAAUUGAUCUAGAGACUAAUUUUCUUCUGGAGCAGGACUCUGUCGGCAAGUCAAGGGCUGAGGUUGCGACGAAAAUGUUGCUAGAGUUGAACAAUGAUGUUAGAGGAGAUUUUGUGGAUGAAUCUGUGGAACAAUUGCUCAAUAACAGUCCUGACUUUUUCGACAACUUUACUGUUGUCUAUGCUGUGUCAUUGCCUGAAAGGUCUCUUAUUCCUCUGUCAAAAAAGCUAUGGAGUCAAGGAAUUCCUUUGAUUGUCUGCAAAAGCUACGGCAUGUUUGGUAGUAUUCGUAUCCAAGUGCCAGAGCAUGCCGUUGUCGAAACUCAUCCAGAGCACCCUCUGCCAGAUUUGAGGCUGGACAAACCUUUUCCAUCACUGACGACCCUGGUGGAUGCCAUCAACCUCAGUAGCAUGGGGCUCAAGGAUCAUGCACACAUUCCAUACGUAGUGCUGCUGUAUAAGGCAUUGCAAGAGUAUAGGAAACGACACCCUGAUGGCCACCCUGUCAAAAGGCAAGAGAAGGAUGAACUCAAAAGCAUCCUAAAGGAGGCAAAAUUGAAAGAUGAGCAGGGUGAUUAUUACGACGAAGAGAAUUUUGAAGAAGCCAUCAGAGCUGUGAAUGCAGAAAUUCAGCCCUCAAGAAUUCCUAAUGAUGUGAAAGAUAUUUUGAAUGACCCCUGCUGCAUAAAUUUGACCUCUAGAAGCAAUCCAUUUUGGAUCAUGGCAAGAGCUUUGAAAGAUUUUGUUGAUGGAGAAGGCGGUGGUCUUCUUCCUGUGCGAGGGUCCCUACCAGACAUGACAGCCGAGACCUCAAGAUACAUCUCCCUCCUCACUGCAUAUCAUGAUCAAGCUCAGCGUGACGUUGAGUCGGUCUACAGAAGAGCGCAGCAGCUGCUUGUCGAGUUGAAUUUGCCCCCCGACACAAUCACUGAAAAAGACAUCAAACACUUCUGUAAGCACUCGUAUGACCUCCAUGUAGUGAGAGGUCGCUCGAUAUCUGACGAAGUUGACCCUCGUUCUGCUAACACCCAAGUCAUUGCUUCUCAAUUAGAGGAUCCUGACAGCCGCAUGCCUCAUUACGUCAUCAUGAGAGGCAUUGACCGCUUUUACACAGAGUAUAACAUGUAUCCUGGUCAUUUUGAUGAAAGGCUGGAGCCUGACAUAGUGGAACUUAAGAGUAUAGUCAACAAACUGCUGGGCGAGCUAGGUGUCGGUCACAUCGGAAAAGAUGAUCUUAUUCACGAGUUCUGUAGGUAUGGGGGUCUUGAGCUUCACUCUGUUUCUGCUUUUCUUGGGGGCUGUGCCGCUCAAGAGGGUAUCAAGUUCAUCACGUCUCAAUACAAGCCCAUCAAUAACACUUUCAUCUAUGAUGCCAUGACUUGUCAGUCGUCAACAUUUGUGUUGUAAUAUUUAAUUUAUUUAUUGAUUUUGUGAGGAAUUCAGUGAAUUUCUCAAUUUGAAGAUCUAAAUCGGCUGGCAUGUGGUGAUAAUAAAUAUUUGUGUACUUCACUAAA